CUGAUCCAAAACGCAUUCCAUCGCCAAUUCCCAUCUACCUUGGGUACCUCUUCAAGAGCCACGAUCUCCACAGACAUCGAUUUCCAGCUAGGUACAACCACGGGCGCCAUCAGUAUCGAGGUUGUGCUCCGCUGCAGAUUGGAGCUGGGACCACACCUGAUCUCCAGAUCCCUGCACCACGGUAACGGUCGCCCCGCCCAGCCACGGAAUCGGCCAAACAUUCAGGGCCUGGUCGCUAAAAGUGGACUCGGCGGGGUGGUUUAAAAAGCUGGCGCGACUGUUUUCCCUCUUCCAGACCAACCAUUUUCCACCAAGCUCUUCUUUCUCUGUUAUACCAAGCAAGAGCUUACAAAUGCGGCACCUCCCCUCAUGACCCAUGGGAUGUCUGCCGCAAUCCUCAUCCAGACUCUGACCGAGUCCUUCGCCGCCCUUGCAGACGAAGUUCAGUCGCUGAUUGAUCGCAAAACCAUCUUGGAGCACAAGCUGCGCUACGCCCAUGAACAGCAGUUUCAAUAUCUCGCCGACAAGUAUGCAGUACCAGACGUGUCUGAGACUCUAGCAAAACUCCAAAUACCACCAGAUUUACAUCUACUCGCGACGGCAACGUCAGCUGUGCCUUUGCCAAAACGUGGACUUGACGGGAACAACCAGCACCAAAUCGCGCUGCUCAUCAGAGAGGGACGCAAAGCCGCAAAGCAGCUUGCUAUCGCCAUGACCGACGCAGUCCAGUUUGCCAGGUCAGGUCAAGACACUCCGCUGUCGCUAGGAAUGGAAGGGUUGACGGCUGCGUCAACGGUCCUGGAAAAGGACUUUACCGUUCAUGGGAGAAAGGGCUCCCUAGCGUGCCCCUUCUCGACCAAGCUGAAUCAAAACAGCAUACCUCAUGUUCACUACGCUGAGCAGGUCGACGGCUCCCAGGACCUUGCUGGCGGUGCCGGUGCUGAUCCCACGCCUCACAAGUCAACUGAUCCCAUAUGCGCCGCCAUGCUUGAAGAUGCCGUGCCCAGUCCCACGGCCGCCGCUGCUGCCUCCAAAUGUCCGAUCCGUUUCCUAGACAAGCACUCGCCUGAAGAAAUUGCGCACUACGUGGAGACCCACAAGCAUGAGAUUCCCCGAAGCCAUGAGGUCUGCGUCAGGAGGUAUCAGCGGAACGAAGAGCAGAUAAGAAAGCUCGACGCCAAGUAUGGUAACCUCGUGAGCAUGGUCGAAGACUUGAGCCACUUGCACCGCCCCAUGUUACCUCCUGCUGCCGGGAACGACAAGACCGGGGUGGGCAGCACCUCGUCGAAUAAGAGAGUAGAGGACUGGGCCCAGACGAUUGUUGCUGCCGAUCCUGACAUCCAGGAUAACGAUAUGCCACCGACGCCUCAUGACGAGGAAGGGGAUCGGGGGAAUAGAUUCGACCGCAACUUCCGCGAGGUCCGUGUGGGCGAGUCGCCGACUAGACCUUGGGGAAUUCCUGUGCCUAUCCAAGACGGCCUGCAACCACAAGAUAUACCUCCUGUCCGCAGCUCAUCGCCCGUCCCUCCGAUGAGAACAGAGGCCCCGGCAGUUGCGCCAGAAGUCAAAGCGGAACCUAAGAAGUGUCCCUUUGACCAUACCAAGAUGGGAUUCAAAACUCAAAUGAAACCGCAUCCUCCGACGGCAGACCCGAAUCUCAACGCUGGCCAUAAUUUGAACACAUCCUCCUUGCCGCUUAAGUACCACCAGGAAUUGCCUUCGAGUCCGCCCCAGCCACCGUUUGUCAACCUCCCCAAGUCUGUCAAACCUGCCGCCCCAACAUCGGGCGACAAAGGCGCCGAUCGGCCGCCGCAGAUUGUGUAUAACUUCAACGGGCCGGUGUUCAUUGGGUAUCCGAUGGAACAGGCCAUGCAGCUUAUGCAACAGUGGCAGCAACAGAAACAAUAGGGCAGGCAUCUCUUUUCUUUUUGCAUGUAUAAGUUUUGGCAAGCGAGGAGUUGGGGCAAAGAAUCAGGAUAGUAUCACAAGGUAUUGAGAGCAGGUUAAUUGGUUUAUAGCAUUAGCAUUUGAGGUAGACAUGACAUGUAGGAAACAUGCUCGGGAACAAUGGGCCUGCCUUCUGUAAAAGACAGAAACAACUCUUUGCUUGAGUACGUGUACAAGGCUCUCUCCAGACCUCGGAGAGAUAAUCGAAAUGCAUGUCACAUCUUUCGAAGCCUUCAUUGAGGGGUCGCAGUCUCUGUUUUUCUGUUUCCACAAUGUGGCCAUCUAGAUU
This is a messenger RNA of Podospora pseudopauciseta, 2236 nucleotides long. RefSeq lists its product as uncharacterized. The transcript has 2 exons. Lineage: Eukaryota; Fungi; Ascomycota; Sordariomycetes; Sordariales; Podosporaceae. The record is from RefSeq and is a predicted model, not a curated record. Bases 370 to 1908 code for a protein of 512 amino acids.